Molecule: messenger RNA, 3973 nt
Organism: Epinephelus fuscoguttatus (brown-marbled grouper)
Lineage: Eukaryota; Metazoa; Chordata; Actinopteri; Perciformes; Serranidae
Gene: marchf5l
Product: membrane-associated ring finger (C3HC4) 5, like
Exons: 7
Coding region: 220-1086 (288 amino acids)
Molecular function (GO): zinc ion binding
Source: RefSeq, a predicted model, not a curated record
AGCAAGCACCGUCACAGCCGCCGACCUAUCAGAGCCCUGCUAACACUGUAGCUAGCCUGCUGUAGAGUUAGCAUAAAUAUAUGGUUAAAAUACAGCAAGUAAAUACGGUUUAAACAGCUGAAACAUCAUAUUAUCUGGAUUCAUUGUUGUUUAUCAGGUCCUGUCUGCAGUCUGAUGGGUUCAUGAUAACAUCCAGGAGAGCAGAGCCCGUUCAGUACCAUGGCCCUCGCUGAGGAGCAGCCUGAGAAACACUGCUGGGUGUGUUUUGCCACUGAGAGGGACGACCACAGUGCAGAGUGGGUGAGCCCCUGCAGAUGUAAAGGCUGCACUAAAUGGAUCCACCAGUCGUGUCUGCAGCGCUGGCUGGACGAGAAGCAGAAAGGAAACAGUGAGGGAGCAGUCAGCUGCCCACAGUGUGGCACUGAAUACCACAUCACCUUCCCCAAGAUGGGCCCGUUGGUGUAUUUCCUCCAGCAGGUGGACAGAGCUCUGUCCCGGGCGAGUCCCUUCGCCGCCGUCGGGGUGGUGGUGGGGACCGUGUACUGGUCAGCCGUCACAUACGGAGCCGUGACCGUCAUGCAGGUGGUGGGACAUAAGAAGGGUUUGAACGUGAUGGAGCGAGCCGACCCGCUCUUCCUGCUGAUGGGGCUGCCCACCAUCCCAGUGGUGCUGGUGCUGGGCAAGAUGAUCCGCUGGGAGGAUUAUAUAGUGAGGCUGUGGCAGAGGUACUCCUGCAGGGGGAAGCUCCAGCCAGGUGGCAGCCGUUACCUGCCCAGAGUCCCUGCUGACGGGCUGGGAGCAGGAGAUCACCUCUCUGUGUCCAGGACUCUGUGCGGAGCGCUCAUCUUUCCCUCCAUCGCCAGUCUGAUGGGACGGCUGCUGUUCAGACGGAUGCCCUCUGACCUUCAGCGCACUGUGCUGGGCGGCAUUGCGUUUGUGUUGAUGAAGGGAGCGUUGAAGGUGUAUUUCAAACACCAGCAGUGCAUCAUUCAGGCCAGUCGACACAUCCUCAACUACCCAGAGGGAGACAGAGACGGACAGAGUGAAGAUGGAGACGAGGACACAGAGGACAGUGGGAACGAAUAGUUUGACUAACUGUGGAGAGAGGCUGACAAACUGUGACGAUGGUACAAAAACAAGAUGUUUGUCACCAUAAAACACAAUGCAGAGCGUUAAUGAGGUGAGUCUGGGUAAGAGGCUUCACCUGUGACCAGAGUGACAUCAAUUCAAAGUUUCUGCCUCCAACAUCUGCAUCAGAAACACAUCUACGCAGCCUACGAGCUUCUCACCACGAGUACUAACACUGAUUACAUACUGGUGACGUCGUGUGUCCCUCUCAGCCUUUAAUUCUGCUCUCAGUGAUGAAAAAUACUUGAAGAUAUUUAUAAAAUAUGAUUUGUUGCCUUAUCUUUUAAUAUGGUGCCCAAACAAAGAAACUUACAGGAGUCAGCUCAGGUGAUUCAGUGUGUUUACGUGCACUCAGGUCACGGCAUUAAGUGGGAUUUAUACUUGUGUGUGUCAGCUUUAUGCAGAGCCUACGCCGCUGUGAGCAUUUAUACUUGUACCGUGGUGUGUCUGUGUCACUCUGCAGUUACACCUCCAAAACAAUAGUUUAUUGUCUUCACAAUUUAUUGUUUCUUAUCUGUGAAAUUAAAGUAAAUCAAAGCUUUGUUUCCACUGAGGGAAAUGGUUUCAGGUUCUGGGGAGGUGCACAUCAGGCUACGGCGUUGAGUUGACACAGAAGUAUAAAUCCUGCAUCACAGCCAGUCCUCUGCAGUUAUCUGUUCCUUAAACACCAGACAAGAAGCAUGGUGUAAUUGGGGAAUCAGAGAAAGCUGAUGUGCAGGGACACAGUGACAGCAGAGUGACUGAAUAAAAGGAAGGGUGAUUAAAAUCACAUGCAGAGACACAUCCUCGUAUUCAAAGUAACUUCCACCCAAAGUCAAACUGAAACUAACAAGAAAAGUCUGAAGUAGUCGUUUCCACCUCUGAACUUCUGACUGUUUGGUAACUCCACGGACGUGUUCAUAUAAAGCAGCGUUUUGUGUCACGUGAACAGUUAAAUAAGUAAACAGGAAGGAAGCCCAGGCCCUCUGAAACAUAUGAACCAGUUGACAUGCAGGUUAAUUGGUGACUCUAAAUUGUCCGUAGGUGUGAAUGUGAGUGUGAAUGGUUGUCUGUCUCUAUGUGUCAGCCCUGUGAUAGUCUGGCGACCUGUCCAGGGUGAACCCUGCCUCUCACCCAGUGUCAGCUGGGAUAGGCUCCACCCCCCUGAGUAAUUUAUGUGCACAUUAUUAUUUGGGGUUGAGGUAUUUUUAAACUAUUUUUCUAUAUUUUGGAGAGCCUUGAUUGCCUUCCUGUUCAUCCUAUUUUUUUGUACGGUUGAGUGUACAGAGCAACCAGUCGACGCUUUCUCCUAAUUGAAAUGAUUCAUUCUUACAGAACAAAAGUCAGAAUCUGAACACUGAUCUGCUGCAUGUAGACAGAUUUAGUGACCUGACAGGUGCAUGUAAACACACGAGUCUGAUAUGAACUGUCAGGCAGAUGGACGCUGUGCUCAUUACUCCACAUCAUUCUCACUUAUAGAGCCUUAACACACUCAGUACGUUUCCAUGACAUCAGAAGAAAUCGAUUUAUUGUGUCCGUCUGACUAAAACUGGCCUUUAAAAUUCAUGAAAACAUGUUGGAGGCGCUCUGAGCAUGCUCCACAGUUUCUCGAUUAGCAUUAAAUGUGCAAGAGAAGAAGAAGCCGGUAACAACAUGGAGAAAUCUACAUCCAGAGCUGUGACUUUUUGGACGGACCAAAUGUACAGAGCUGUAAAGUUGUCCACCAUGGUAGCAGUUAGCUGCUAGCUAACCGUAGCUAACUUGUUUGUCCAUUGUUUGGUCUGUGACGUAAUAGGUCAACAGGAAAAAGGUCCAAUACUAACAAGCUGAAAGGGGGCAUAUCUCCACCUAUCGUAGAGGAGUCGCACAUACUUGGCUCAAUAAAUGGAUUCCCCUCCUGUGCUUGUGUACUGGGACAAGGACAGUAGGCCAGUUAGAUGUCCCCGUCCAGCUGGGACUGUGGCUCCACUUCACUGUGACUGGAAACGUACUGAGUGCACACUGAUGUCUUCCUCUUCUGUGCCUUAUUUGAAGCACUUUUCCACAUUAACAGCUUCAUGACGUCGCCUCUCUGCCACAUGCUGCUCUGUAACACCAGGUCACGCUCACAGUUAAGAUUUUAUUCUGAUCUAAUGUGUAGAAAUCUGCCACUGACUGUUUCCCUACUAACAUAUUUGAAUCCUUGCGUGGCCUCUAAACGCAUUGAGUUUUGUCCUGUUUGAAUAAAGGCUGCUGCAAACACAAUCAGGCGACCUGCUGCACUUUGAACUUUGACCCCUCUUAUAUUUAAUGCAGCUGAUUAAAUGAACUUAACGCUCACACGCAGUUCACAGUGUGACAGUAUGUUUAAUGACCUGCUGAAUCACAGUCGCCUGCAGGCUGAGGUAUUGGACGCUGUAGAGACGCAGCCAGUGCAAUGUAAAAUGCUCCCACAGCUCCCACAGCUCCCAGUACUGACAGAGGACUGAAACCCAUCAAAGCAUCUCAUGGUCGUGUUGCACGGGUCUGUUGAGGUUACUGGGUGAUUGUUUGCACUUCCUGUUGCUGUGCAGAGAUUUUGGGAAUGUUUGCACUGAGAAUAAAAGGUUGAGAUUUAUUAUGGGUUUGAAGCGCUUCAUGCUGUUUAACAUAAAGUAUGAAUAAACAUAACUAUUUUAUUGUUGGGGUUAAAACAGGAGUUCCUGGUCUUCAAAAGGCCGAGGAAUCCUUUUAUAAAGUGUUUGUUUUCUUUGAGAAUCACGUCCUCUGCUUUUGCCAAAUGAACAUGCUCUGGGAUUUUAAUUGCACAUUUUCCCUGCCGUCACUUUGUAAAAUUAGCUUUUAUUUUAUGUCUCGGUGAUUUGUUAAAUAAACGUUUGUAAAACAA